AUGGCUGCGAGAGAACGGCGGCCAUGGUGGAUGGGUUGGGCGCGAGGAGCAAAGCAGAGGCAGCUGCGUCAAUGGCCGACGCCAAGUCGCUAUCGAUAUAUGGAACAAAGCUUCUUCAAAGUAUCAAAGCAAAUAUGGGAGGAAUGAUCUGGGAAAGGUCACAGAGGGGCAUCGACAUUGCAGAAAAGUUGGAAGAAAUUGAAGUUGCAAUGAGAGGAAUGGAAGCUGCCCUGACUUCCCCUUCCAUUGCCUUCGGAGCAAUGGACGAAGAACUCUGCAAUUUGCUCAACGAUCUCAAACCCAAGGCCAUCUUAAACCUACAGCAGCUCAAUUUCACUACUGCGCCGGAGAAGAAGCCCACGUUGUCAACCCAUCGGCCGAUUAAUAUUUCUCCCAUUAUCCCUCAAAUUCUGCCGGUUUCGUUCUUCUUGCGGUGUAUGGAAAUCCUUCUGUAUGACUCAACCUCCGCCGCCGCUUCCCGGAAUCUCGUCUCCGAGGUGAAAAUAGGUCGGAGACUCAAUGGGGGAGAGGCAACUGAGUUGGGGGACGAUUGUACAAAAAAGACUCAUUGGGGCAUUUCGUCGAACAUGUUGCCUACAUCCAAGAGUUUUUGUUUUGCCCUGAAAUGCUCGAUUACGUUGGGUCUUGCCGUGUAUCUGGGUCUGACUUACACAAAGCGAAAUGGGUAUUGGUCAGGAUUGACGGUUGCCAUCAGCUUUGCAACUGAGAGACAGGCAAUAUUUACAGUCGCCAACGCUCGAGCUCAAGGGACGGCAAUGGGGUCAAUCUAUGGCGUCAUAUGCUGUUUUAUUUUGCGUAAAUAUGAGUAUCUAUGGCUCUUACCUCUUCUCCCUUGGGUUGUUUUUUCCAGCUUUCUAAUCCAUAGCAGAAUGUAUGGUCAAUCUGGUGGCAUCGCCUCAGCAUUAGGCGCGUUGCUUGUUCUUGGGAGGAAGAACUACGGCAUUCCAUCUGAGUUUGCAAAUGCUAGAAUCAUAGAAGCUUGCAUUGGAUUGCUCUGUUAUCUGACCGUGGAGGUUGUUUUCAACCCAACAAGAGCAGCAACUUUGACAAAAACAGAGUUCUCAACAACUUUAGAGCUCCUUCAAGAUUGCAUCAAGAGGGUAAUCCUUAUUCCCCAUAAGAACUCGUAUGAAUCUUCUUCUACUUUGAUUCCAUUGAUAGAACAGCACAAAAAUCUGAAAUCCCACGUUAGUCAAUUAGAAAAAUUCAUUAUAGAAGCUGGGUUUGAGCCAAAUUUCUGGACUACACCUUUCCAAGCUACCUGCUACGAUAAUCUUGUGAAAUCUCUGCAAAAAUCAGUAGAUAUCUUACAAUUUCUGGUGCAUGAAAUGAGGUCUCUGUCUCUAGAACUCAACAGUUCUAACUUAAGCGAAGACAUGGAGGCAUUCAGCAAAAAAGUUGGAUGUUCUUUGAAGUUCAUGGAGAAGGUGAGCCUGAUAAAGUCCUUGAAGGAAUUGCAGAGCAAAAACCAGGAUAUGGGAAAGGGUUCAAACCAUGGAAGCAGAGCUCUAGCUCUCAGUGAAGAAGAUAUUGAGAAAAUUAUGGGUUCCUUCUGCCAACAUGCAAAUGAAAUUCUGAGCAAAGCUUACAUAAAUGGUGAAGAUGAGGCAAAUCUGAAAGCCCAAAUGACACAGCGCUUGUGUUCAAUUGGGUUUUGCAUGGAAUGCUUGAUGAGAGAAACAAUGGCGAUGGAGAAGGAAGUGCAUCAACUGCUGAAACUGGAGAAUCCAUCCAUUCAUAUUGAUUUGCAAGAACUUUCAAGAAAAGUUGAUGCUCACUGUGCAUAAGAUAUCAAAACCAUAGCCAUAUAUCUAUAUAGAUAUCAAGAACUUUGCAGCUAUCGGGCGAAGUUUAUGGUCAAAUAACAAACAGGGACUUAAAUGCCUUGAUUGUUUUUUAAAUCAAAAGGCAAGCAACUUAUUAGGCCUGAUAUAUCUUGAUUUGUGCAAAGUUUACUUUUUUUUGUUGCAAUAAUUGCAUUA
Molecule: messenger RNA, 2003 nt
Organism: Cucurbita pepo subsp. pepo (vegetable marrow)
Lineage: Eukaryota; Viridiplantae; Streptophyta; Magnoliopsida; Cucurbitales; Cucurbitaceae
Cellular component (GO): plasma membrane
Source: RefSeq, a predicted model, not a curated record